AUGCCGGAAGAAGCUACAGAAAGUACAGGGCCUGUGGUGUCUGUGGAGCCCGAUGUACAAAUUCCUGAAUCUCCAAAGACGGUUGCGAUGAAGAUAGAUGAAUCGCAUUCAGAAAAUGGGUCGAACAGAGAAACUAAACCACCAUCUGUGCAUAACCUAGCGGUUAAUACAUCUAAAACAGCUACCAAUGGACAUGCCAGGAGCUUGUCGGUGGUUUCAAACAACGUUAAUAACACGAAUAUCAAGUCUGUUGUUCUUUUCGUGAAGUCCACUCUACAGGAAGUUACAAAGGCAAAAGAGAUGAAGAAGCUCACCAGCUGCCAAAAGGAUAUAGAUCGGACUUUAAGUUCCUUGGACCAAUCGCUUGAGUCUGUGGGCAAUGCUACAAAUGUCUCAAUUGAGAUGGACUCUUUGUUGGUGUUUGAAGCUUUGAGGUCUUGCUGUAGAUCGAAGGUGGUUGAUAUCCAAAUUAAGGCUCUAGAUUGUCUAUCAAAACUAUUCUCGUUUCAAGCUCUCGAUGAGUCUUUACUCGUUAACCCACCGGAUGCUAUGGCAUCCAACGAUCAGAAUCAAGAAACCGCGGGCAUCACACCUCCUCCGAAGCUAAAACUUGUCGAUGCUGUCAUUGACACAAUAUGUGACUGCUUCGAGGGUGAAAAUACAGAUCCGAGAGUCGAACUGCAGGUUGUGCGUGGUUUAGCAAGCUGCAUUCUAACAGAUGAACCAACGUCGUCUGUUCACGGUGCUUCGUUACUAAAAGCAAUCAGACAGAUCUAUAAUAUCUUUAUCUUUUCCUUGAACUCUUCCAAUCAGGGCAUAGCACAGGCAACGUUGACCCAAAUUGUCUCAACGGUCUUCGAUAGAAUUGAUAUUAAGGGUUUGAACCAACAACGCUCGUUGUCCACUAUCAGUUUAAGAAAUGGUGGUUCCACCAAUGAAGAAUCUUCUACACCAGCUUCUGAACAUCCGUUAACGCUAGAAAAUUUGGAUACAUUGAAUGCUGAAACUGAAAGACUGGUAGAUGAAGAAGAAAAUACCCGCAAAGUGGAUGAGUAUAUCACUGAUGAACAAGCUCUAACGAUCAAAGAUGCGUUCUUGGUAUUUAGAGCUAUGGCAAAGAUAUCAGCAAAACCUCUAGAAGACUCAUUAGAUAUGAGAUCCCAUGCAGUGAGAUCAAAACUUUUGUCAUUGCACACGCUACAUUCAAUUUUAAAGGAUCAUAUUGAAGUUUUCUUAUCACAUAACGUCAGGGUACCUGGUAAUGACCAGAGUACAUUGGUUCAUGCUAUCAACCAGUAUUUGUGCUUAUCGUUGGCAAGAAAUGCCGCCUCUCCGAUUGCACCAGUCUAUGAAAUUACUUUAGAAAUUAUGUGGCUGAUCAUUUCGAACUUAAGAUCAGAAUUUAAACGUGAAAUACCCGUCUUCCUUACUGAUAUAUACUUCCCAAUUGCUGAUUUGAAGACUUCCACAAACCACCAGAAAAGAUACUUUUUAAGCAUAAUACAACGUGUCUGUAAUGAUCCGCGGACAAUUAUUGAAUUUUAUUUGAAUUACGACUGUGACACGCAAAUGCCUAAUGUGGUAGAACUGAUAGUUAAUUAUCUCACGAAUCUCGCAUUAACAAGGGUAGAUAUCACAUCAUCGCAGAGAGCCUACUACACUGAAUCUUUAAGCAAGCCACUUGCAACUUUUACUUACACACAAGUACCUUUGUUGUCUAUUUCAAACAUUCCAUCAGCGUCGGAUUCCUCACAGUUACCUUUCCCAGUAGACUAUGCCUUAAAACAAACUGCUUUGACUUGUAUGGUCGCAUUCCUCAAAUCUUUGAGUUCUUGGGCCCACAAGGCUCUUAAUGCAGCCACCAUGUCCUCUGUUGGUAGUGGUCAAUUGAAGAGUUUGAGCCAAAGAGCUGACUCUACUUCCUUUUUGUCCACAAAUAGACCUCGUUCUUCUUCUGCAUUAAGCGCAGUAUCGAACGCCGAUACAAAUUCGGUAUCUGAAUCUACUGUAAAUGACGAAACAGAUGAUCCUCAACAAUUUGAGAAUGCUAAACUCAGAAAAACGGAACUGCUGAAUUGUGUCAAACUUUUCAAUUACAAAUCAAAGAAGGGUAUUAAUGAGGCAAUCAAAAAGGGAUUCAUCAAAGAUGAUUCCAAUGAUGCAAUCGCUACGUGGUUAUUAAAUACCGACGGUUUGGAUUUGUCAGUUGUCGGAGAUUAUUUAGGUGAAGGUGAUGAAAAAAAUAUUGCAAUAAUGCAUGCAUUCGUUGAUCAAUUCGACUUCACUGGCCUAACUAUCGUCAAUGCCUUAAGACAAUUUCUCCAAAAGUUUAGAUUACCUGGAGAAGGACAAAAGAUCGAUCGUUUCAUGCUAAAAUUUGCAGAGAGAUAUGUCGAACAAAACCCCCAUGUGUUUUCCAAGGCUGAUACGGCCUAUGUCUUAUCUUACUCAAUUAUUAUGCUAAACACUGAUUUACAUUCUAAUCAAAUCAAGAAGAAAAUGACACUAGAGGAGUUUAUAGAGAACAAUGCCGGUAUUGACAACGGGAAAGAUCUUCCUAGGGAGUAUAUGGAGCAGUUAUUUGAUGAGAUCGCAAACAAUGAAAUCAAGAUUCUCUCAGAGCAACAUCAGGCCAUGGUAUCGGGUGAUGCUUCCGCGGUGUUACCACAACCAUCGUCAUUUGGAUUUUUCAAUGGAAAAGAUUACGAGCGUGAGGCGUAUAUUCAAGUUUCCAAGCAAAUUUCUUCAAAAACUGAGUUGGUAUUUAAAAACUUGAGCAAGAAUCAAGAUACCGUCUAUUAUGCCGCAUCCCAUGUAGAACAUGUGAAAUCAAUUUUCGAAACGUUGUGGAUGUCUUUCUUGGCUGCUCUAACUCCACCUUUCAAAGAAUACAACGACAUUGAAACAUCUGAACUUUGUCUCAAGGGUAUCACAACAUCAAUUAAGAUUGCCGCAAACUUUGACAUUGAUUAUGCUAGAGCAUCAUUCGUUGGUGCGUUGAUACAAUUCGCAAAUCUUCAAGAUCUUGAGGAAGUGAAGGUCAAAAACAUAUAUGCGAUAAGAAAUCUACUUGAGAUUGCAAUUUCCGAGGGGAAUUACAUGAAGGAUUCUUGGAAAGAUAUUUUAGUCAUCGUCUCACAAGUAGAGCGGUUGCAAUUAAUCUCCAAGGGUGUGGAUAGAGAAACUGUACCGGAUGUCGCUCAAGCUAGAUUAGCCAACCAUAGAUCAUCCAUGGACUCAACCAGAUCAUCCGCUAACCAAAGCUUCUUUGAUAGAUGGACUAGAAAAGCAACUCCUGUGGAAAUUGCACAGGAGAAGUAUCAGAAUCAAACCCUAUCUCCAAAUAUUGCUAAACUCAUAACUUCAAGCGAAUUAGUCGUUUUGAUAGACAAAAUUUUCACGAAUUCAUCUGCUUUAUCGGGAUCUGCAAUCAUUGAUUUCAUAAAGGCAUUGACAGAGGUUUCAUUGGAGGAAAUCGAUUCAUCUCAAAAUGCCACUACACCAAGAAUGUUCUCCUUACAAAAGAUGGUGGAUGUUUGUUAUUACAACAUGGACCGUAUCAGAUUGGAAUGGACACCUCUUUGGAACGUUAUGGGAGAAGCAUUCAACAAGAUUGGUACCGAGUCUAAUUUAGCAGUUGUGUUCUUUGCCAUUGAUUCUCUACGUCAGUUGUCGAUUAGAUUCUUAGACAUCGAAGAAUUAUCUGGAUUUGAAUUCCAGCUAGAUUUUCUAAAGCCAUUUGAACACAUUGUUGAGAAUACUAAAGAUAUCGAUGUGCAAGAAAUGUGUAUCGAAUGUUUCCACAACUUCAUUUUAACGAAGUCUGGGAAGAUUAAAUCAGGUUGGAAACCAAUUCUAAAGUCUUUGAAAUUUACUGCCCAAUCGCCAAACGAGAAGAUUGUCACGAGAACCUAUGAAUUGGUGUCUCAGGACAUAGUGAAGGAUCACUUUUAUGAUGUUUUAGCAAUAGACGACUCGUUCGUUGAUCUAGUGCUAGUACUCAAAGAGAUAACUAAGAACCAAAAGCACCAAAAGUUAGCAUUGCAUUCUUUAGAGACAUUGAGGAAAAUUACUGGUCAAGUGGCAGAGCUAUGUUUCAAAGAUUCUGAAAAUCCAAUAUUACAAGGCAAGGAUGAGUUUGAAGAUAUCUGGCUCCCAUUGUUAUUCUGCUUUAACGAUACCAUCAUGACAGCUGUUGAUCUUGAAGUUAGGUCUAGGGCCUUGAACUACAUGUUCGAUGCUUUGGUGGCCAACGGUUCAGAAUUCAGCGUUGAGUUCUGGAACAAGAUAUGUACUCAGUUGCUCUUCCCAAUUUUCGGUAUCUUAUCAAAGCACUGGGAGGUGAACCAGUUUAACAGCCACGAUGACAUGAGUGUAUGGUUGUCUACCACAUUAAUCCAGGCCUUAAGAAACAUGGUGGCGCUAUUCACCCAUUACUUCGAUUCUCUAAAUGGGUUGUUGAGUGGCAUCUUAGGUUUGAUGGUUUCUUGUAUAUGCCAAGAGAACGACACCAUUGCAAGAAUUGGUAGGUCGUGCUUACAGCAAUUGAUUCUUCAAAACAUGUCUGAGUUCACAGACACGCACUGGCACCAAGUUACGGAGGCGUUUGGCACCUUGUUCCAACUGACAACAGCCAACGAGUUGUUUGAAAGCGAUCCGCUAAAGCAAGGAAGACGGAAGUCUGUGCCAAACACUGCUACUACUAGUGCUAGCGCUACUACCGCUACCGCCCCAUCUACCAACGGCACUGCCACAGGUUCUACUGCGGAUACCACUAGCGAGGCAGAAAACAGCAAAGCGGAAGAAGAGAUGGAAAGGGCCAUUGCUGAGGAGAACGGACAAGAUGUUGGGAACGAGCAAGAAGGUGCAAUGGGUAGCGGCGAGGAUAUCGAUGUUCUGCCACCACAAAGGCUGGUGGUGACCAAGAGCAGCGAGGCGCUAAAACAAAAGGUCAGCGUGAAGAACACCAUUGUGGUGAAAUGUAUCUUGCAGCUUCUCAUGAUCGAGUCGCUCAGCGAGCUCUUUGAAGUGGAGGCCUUCAUGAACACCAUUCCAUUUGACGAUGCAAUCAAGCUAACCAAGCUACUCGAAUCUUCGUACGAAUUUGCACGUGACUUCAACGAUGACUACGAGCUAAGAACUCGUCUUGUUGAGGCGCGCGUUUCCAACAAAAUCCCCAACUUGGCAAAGCAAGAGACCAGCUCCGCUGCUGUCUUGAUCAACAUAUUGUUCAAGCUCUACCUGAAUCGCGACCCACCAGAAAGCGAUGCCGUCGCCAAGCACCAAGCCUUGUUGGAAAGAUUGGUCUCCAUCUGUGUCACAAUAGUCCAGAGAUAUGUCGCUAUGAACGACGGCGUGUCAGAGCGCGCCGUAAACAACUGGCGCCCAGUCAUUGUAGAAAUUAUACAGGGUUACUCAGAGUUCGAUGACAGCGACUACAAGGUGCAGUGCAAGACAAUGUACGAUUUGAUCUUACAGAUAUUGGAGAAGCCAUGUCCGGACGACUUGCGUUACGCGAUCAGAGUCUUCCUCACAAGAAUCAGAGAAACGUUCUUGGAGGACGACCAAUCAGAAGAAACACCUGUUGCCUAG
Messenger RNA from Kluyveromyces marxianus DMKU3-1042, 5592 nucleotides. RefSeq names its product Arf family guanine nucleotide exchange factor SEC7 (gene SEC7). The record is from RefSeq and is a predicted model, not a curated record. Gene Ontology annotation, molecular function: guanyl-nucleotide exchange factor activity. The transcript has a single exon. Bases 1 to 5592 code for a protein of 1863 amino acids. Lineage: Eukaryota; Fungi; Ascomycota; Saccharomycetes; Saccharomycetales; Saccharomycetaceae. Gene Ontology annotation, biological process: regulation of ARF protein signal transduction.